AUUCAAAAAUGCCACGACAAAAGGGUGCCAAUGAUGAACCCCCAAGUGAUGAUAUUGGUUGGAAAUUUGGAACUCAAGUUAAAGGCACUAGGCACCAUAUUAUUUGCAAAUUUUGUGGACAUCACAUUAAAGGUGAGAUUACGCGUUUCAAACAACAUUUAACACAUCAAACAGGACAAGUGCGUUCUUGUCCUAAUGUUAGUAGAGACGUGAUGCAAGAAAUGAUGAAACAUUUACAAAAUAAGAAAAUGAGUAAAGUAGACAAACAAAAGAGAAAAGCUGAAUUGGAAGCACAUAUUAGGGGAGAUGAUCUCUAUGAUGAAAAUGAAGAGGGAGAUUUUGUAGAUCUUCGAGAUGAUGACUCUGACUCUGAUCUAGAGAUGACCAGGGCUAGACAAGCAAGUAUUCGUUCACAACAACAAUGGGAGGAAAAGCAACAAUUUAGACGAGGUGUUGCAGGUCAUGGAUCACAAUACGAUGCAGGUGGUAGUUCUGGUGCAGGGGGUAGUGCCAAAAGGGUCAGGUAUUGCUAAUGUUUUUCGUCGAUCACAAUCUGUGCGUGAAACUGGUGGGAGUGGACGUAAUUGGAUUAAGCCCAAUGCUCCUGAAGCAAGGUUGAGGGCAAUGGAUGUAGAACUCCAAAAGAGCAAGAGUACAAAACAGCGAAAAAUCUCCACAAUGAAUUUACAGAAGCUAAAAGAGAGAUUGGGACGGGCAGUGUCCAAGUUUAUACUCUAUAAUCGUAUUCCAUUCAAUGCAGUUGAUUCAGAGUAUACACAACCCAUGCUUGAUGUUGCUGCUGAAGUAGGGCCAGGAGUAAAGGGUCCUAGUGCUUAUGAAGUUUCUGAAGUAUAUUUGGGCAUGGAGCAUGAUGAAAUGACAGAAUGGAUAGGAUCAUUCAAGGGAAUUUGGGCAGAGAGAGGUGUAUCCAUCAUGUGUGAUGGUUGGAGCAGUCUAACUCGGCAACACAUCAUCAACUUCUUAGUGUACUGCAAUAGAGGUACUAUAUUUCACAAAUCAAUUGAUGCCUCUAAUAUUGUUAGUAGGACUGCUGAAUAUUAUUUUGGGUUGUUAUAUAAAGUUGUUGAUGAAAUUGGAGAACAAUACGUUGUUCAAGUGGUAACUCAUAAUGAACCUGUACUGAAAGCAGCCGGUAAAAUGUUAAUGAGAAAAAGGAAACAUUUAUAUUGGACAGCUUGUUCAGCACAUUGUAUCGAUCUCAUGCUAAAAGACAUAGCCAAUAAGAAAAAUGUAGCAAAGGUGAUUGAAGAUGGUAAAACCAUCACCAAUUUCAUUUAUAAUAGUGGAUGGGUGUUGGAUUUAAUAAGAAAAUUCACUAGAGGUAGAGAAUUGAUUCGACCUGCCAUCACUCGAUUUGCUACAAAUUUUAUUGCCAUUGAGAGUAUUGUUAGAUAUAAACAACAAUUGAGAGCUAUGUUUAAUAGUGAUGAGUGGAAGAAUUCUAGAUGGGGGAAGGCAAAGACUGGGCAGCCUUACAAUGUGAAAAAAAUUAUUUUGGGAAAGGAGUUUUGGCAGAAAGCAACAGAGCUUUGUAAAGUUCAUGAGCCCCUAGUCAGAGUAUUGAGGUUGGUUGAUGGAGAUGAGAAGCCAACAAUGGGUUUCAUAUAUGAAACUAUAGAUAGAGCAAAGUUGGCAAUUAAAAGAGAUUGUCGCUACUACACCGAGUAUUGGAAAAUUAUUGAUACUCGAUGGUCUUUUCAAUUGCAUCAAGAUUUGCAUGCGGCUGGUAAGUGUUACGAUUUCAAUUAUAAAAUGUAUAUUUAUUUAAAAUUAUUAAUUGUCUUCUUAUUUUUGAAGGAUAUUUUUUAAAUCCUCAAUUCCAAUAUGGUG
Molecule: messenger RNA, 1851 nt
Organism: Camellia sinensis
Lineage: Eukaryota; Viridiplantae; Streptophyta; Magnoliopsida; Ericales; Theaceae
Source: RefSeq, a predicted model, not a curated record